Tribolium castaneum (red flour beetle) is the source of this 6223-nucleotide messenger RNA. RefSeq names its product plasma membrane calcium ATPase (gene PMCA). Gene Ontology annotation, biological process: regulation of cytosolic calcium ion concentration; calcium ion transmembrane transport. The record is from RefSeq and is a predicted model, not a curated record. Lineage: Eukaryota; Metazoa; Arthropoda; Insecta; Coleoptera; Tenebrionidae. Gene Ontology annotation, cellular component: intracellular membrane-bounded organelle; plasma membrane. Gene Ontology annotation, molecular function: P-type calcium transporter activity; ATP hydrolysis activity; ATP binding. Bases 579 to 4199 code for a protein of 1206 amino acids. The transcript has 19 exons.
AGUUCUCGCUCAAUUUUACGGUAUCACCUACUGCGGAAAGCUUUGGGUUAGGUUGGGGAUGGCUCCAGAAGUGAGCUUCGGAGGAUGAGUGUAGGGUGACCGCGGCGUCGCGGUGGAGUUAAGUAGAGUAGUUUUGUGAAAAGUUGUAAUCAAAUCGGAUGGAUCUGCUGAGCGCAGCUGAUAGAGGGCGUCGGCAUGGCAUCGUAGUGCGCGUGUUGUUUACUAGGGCGCCAUCGCAGUUCCCAUCGUGGCUCUGUCCACCUACCACAAGCAUUGAACAGAGAGAGGCAGCGCCCCUAACGGCGAGUCGAGCGAGACCAUUACGUUCGGGACUGUUAAUGUCCACCGGCCAGAGCGGCUCGGAGUGGUGCGAGCGAGUUGAGUUUGAGUGUGUGUAGUGCCUGACUGCCUGGGUGCGUUUCUGGCGCCCAGAUCCUGCUAUCUAUUAUCGGGCGACAAAUGUUAACUUGACCGUCACUACGGAACAUCUAGACGGAGUGGACUGUGACAAGGGCUCGGGGCGACCGCUACCGCAGCCGGGACAUAUUGGACCAAGGCAGAAAAUCUAGCUGUGAGAAAUGGCUACGAUAGACGGCCGUCCCGCGCAAUAUGGAAUUACCCUGAAACAGUUACGCGACCUCAUGGAACAUCGAGGUCGCGAAGGAGUAAAUAAAAUUGCUGACUUUGGAGGAGUACAAGAAAUUUGUAAGAAAUUAUACACAUCGCCCAGUGAAGGUCUUAGCGGGUCACAGGUGGACCUUGAACAUAGAAGAGAAACAUUCGGAUCAAACUCAAUUCCUCCCAAACCUCCAAAAACUUUUCUUCAAUUAGUAUGGGAAGCUUUACAAGACAUCACUCUUAUUAUUCUGGAAGUAGCAGCCAUUGUGUCUUUAGGUCUUUCUUUCUAUCAGCCGCAACAAGAAGAUGUCCCUUUUGACGAUGAUGAAACUAGUCAUGGUUGGAUUGAGGGUUUAGCUAUUUUAAUCUCCGUUAUCGUAGUAGUCUUAGUAACAGCAUUUAACGAUUAUACGAAAGAAAGACAAUUCAGAGGUCUUCAGAGUCGAAUCGAGGGAGAACAUAAAUUUGCUGUGAUUCGACAAGCUGAAGUAAAACAAGUUUCCGUUAGCGACAUAGUUGUAGGUGAUAUUUGCCAGAUAAAAUACGGUGAUCUUUUACCGGCAGACGGCAUCCUAAUCCAAUCCAAUGACCUCAAGGUGGACGAAUCUUCUCUUACGGGCGAGUCAGACCAUGUCAAAAAGGGCGAAAACUACGACCCUAUGGUCUUGUCUGGCACCCACGUGAUGGAAGGUUCAGGAAAAAUGUUGGUUACUGCGGUUGGUGUCAACUCCCAAGCAGGUAUCAUCUUCACACUACUAGGAGCAGCAGUUGAUGAACAGGAAGCCGAAAUUAAGAAAAUGAAGAAAGAAGCUAAAAAGCAGCGGAAGAAGAAAAGUCUAACAGGUGCUGACGAUGAAAACGUAACUGGUAACAGUCAUAUGAAUUCUCCCGCUCCGGUUCCAAAUAAGCUUAACGAGAGUAAACAAGAAUCCAAAGAAAAUCACGUAUCGUCACCACCGGCGUCGGCGGAAAGUCACAAGAAAGAAAAGUCGGUUCUUCAAGCAAAAUUGACGAAACUUGCCAUUCAGAUUGGAUAUGCCGGUUCUACAAUUGCCGUUCUCACUGUUGUAAUUUUGAUAAUUCAGUUUUGCGUUAAAACCUACGUUGUUGAGGGCAAUUCGUGGCAAAAGAAUCACGCCAGCCACUUGGUGCGUCAUUUGAUCAUCGGUGUAACUGUACUCGUGGUGGCAGUACCAGAAGGUUUGCCGCUCGCUGUUACGCUUUCUUUAGCUUAUAGUGUCAAGAAAAUGAUGAAAGAUAACAAUUUGGUAAGACAUUUGGACGCUUGCGAAACCAUGGGUAAUGCCACUGCAAUUUGUUCGGACAAAACCGGAACUUUGACCACCAAUCGCAUGACCGUUGUGCAAUCCUACAUUUGUGAGCAGUUGUGUAAAUCCAUGCCGAAAUUUUCUGAUAUUCCUGCACAUGUCGGAAAUGCGAUCCUCCAGGGCAUUGCGGUUAAUUGCGCUUACACAUCGCGAGUUAUGCCUCCGGAUGAUCCGACCGACUUGCCCAAGCAAGUUGGUAACAAAACUGAGUGCGCAUUGUUGGGAUUCGUCCUCGGUCUCGGCAAGAACUACCAAACGAUCCGCGAUGACUAUCCUGAGGAGAGUUUUACCCGCGUUUAUACAUUUAACUCUGUGAGAAAAUCCAUGAGCACUGUCAUCCCCAGAGCGGGUGGUGGAUAUCGAUUGUACACAAAAGGUGCUUCUGAGAUGAUUUUAAACAAGUGUGCCUUCAUUUACGGUCACGACGGCCGUUUAGAAAAGUUCACCAGAGAUAUGCAAGAGCGUUUGUUGAAGCAAGUUAUCGAACCAAUGGCUUGUGAUGGUCUUCGGACGAUCUGUAUCGCUUUCCGCGAGUUCGUGCCGGGCAAGGCCGAGAUCAAUCAAGUACACAUAGAAAACGAACCAAAUUGGGACGAUGAAGAUAACAUUGUCAAUAACUUGACUUGCCUUUGCGUUGUCGGAAUUGAGGACCCUGUACGUCCCGAAGUACCUGACGCCAUCAGGAAGUGUCAGAAGGCCGGGAUUACGGUUCGAAUGGUCACCGGUGAUAAUCUUAACACAGCCAGGUCUAUCGCAACCAAAUGCGGUAUCGUCAAACCUAACGAAGAUUUCCUCAUUAUCGAGGGCAAAGAAUUCAACAGACGCAUUCGAGACAGUACUGGAGAAGUCCAACAACAUCUACUUGACAAAGUAUGGCCUAAACUACGUGUACUUGCACGUUCUUCUCCCACUGACAAAUACACCUUAGUCAAAGGUAUAAUCGACAGCAAAGUUAACGAAAAUCGUGAAGUGGUCGCCGUAACUGGUGACGGCACAAACGAUGGUCCUGCGUUGAAAAAGGCCGACGUUGGUUUCGCCAUGGGUAUCGCUGGCACAGACGUGGCAAAAGAAGCCUCUGAUAUUAUUUUGACUGAUGACAACUUUAGCAGUAUCGUCAAGGCCGUGAUGUGGGGACGUAACGUUUACGACAGUAUAGCAAAGUUUCUGCAGUUUCAGCUUACCGUUAACGUUGUAGCUGUUGUUGUAGCAUUUAUUGGUGCCUGUGCUGUUCAAGACAGUCCUUUGAAGGCUGUCCAAAUGCUGUGGGUUAACUUAAUUAUGGAUACUUUAGCUUCUCUCGCUUUAGCUACAGAACUUCCCACAAACGAUUUGUUGUUGAGAAAGCCGUACGGCAGGACUAAACCUUUGAUUUCACGGACGAUGAUGAAGAAUAUUCUUGGACAAGCAGUUUACCAGUUAACUGUAAUUUUUGCUCUUCUUUUUGUCGGGGACAAGUUGUUAGAUAUUGAAUCUGGACGUGGAACCGACCUCGGUGCCGGACCUACCCAACAUUUUACCGUUAUCUUUAAUUCUUUUGUAAUGAUGACUCUCUUCAAUGAGUUCAAUGCGAGGAAAAUCCACGGACAGCGCAACGUAUUUGAGGGGAUCUUCACCAAUCCAAUUUUCUAUACAAUUUGGAUUGGCACGUGUGUGUCACAAAUUCUUAUCAUUCAGUAUGGUAAGAUGGCUUUUGCCACUAAAAGCCUGACCUUGGAGCAGUGGCUCUGGUGCCUCUUCUUCGGUUUAGGAACGUUGCUUUGGGGACAACUUGUUACUACAGUUCCUACUCGUAAAAUACCCAAGAUUCUUUCUUGGGGUCGCGGCCAUCCCGAGGAGUACACUGAAGCAAUUGCCAUUGGCGAAGAGAAGUUCGACGUAGAUUCAGACAAGAAGCCCAGAGCUGGCCAGAUCUUGUGGAUCCGCGGUUUGACUAGGUUGCAAACGCAGGUGAUAGGUGGUGAAUUGCAAGAACGUUUGAUUCCGGUUCCGUACAGCAAGAGCUCCACUGACCAAGCUGUGGGGCAAAAUCACAUCCGAGUAGUUAAUGCUUUCCGUCAGGGCCUAGAUGCUCGGUACGGCGAACACAGCAAUACUUCCCUUGCCGAGGUACUCCGCAAACAGACAUCACUCUCUAAGAGGUUGUCUCAGACUUCUUCCAUUGAGUAUGCCGAUAACAUCCCAGAUGAGUUGACGAUCCCCGAAAUAGACGUGGAGAGAUUAUCCUCUCACAGCCACACAGAAACGGCUGUUUAGCUCCCAGCCCGCAACCUCUUCCUCGCGCCGCGAUCCCGUCCUGCCAACCACCAAAUUCAUACUCAAUGACCUGAUCCCAACCGAACCUAACCGACCGACAUCAACUAACUUGUACUUAAGCGAAGCGUCCGAGCUACGGGGUACCUACUCCAACCACCCAACCAACAAAUAACAUAAAAGCAGCGCAACGCAGUUACCCACACACCACAGAAUGAUGAAUCUCAUCCUGAAUCUUGUCUAUCAUAACAUAAUAUUAAUUGCACUGAUUGUGAAUCGCAUUGCUCGCGCGUUUGUUCGUUAAUUUGUUGUUAUCUAGUGGACAUUGAGUGUCUCGUUUCGUUUUGAUUUCUAAGACAGGAUCCGUGCUGGCGACAUGAACUAUAUUGAUUAGCAAUAAAUGGGCGAUCGAGAGUUCGCUCAUAGCGUUUAAUUAGGUGCCUAGGUGAGGGGCUCACCACCACUGGAUGGGGCUCUCACAGACGAGGACGCGCGCUGUUGUCCGUCGUGCACUCUGGCGAGGCCGCCGCGUCGACCAGGAGUUUUGCUUAAUUUUUAAAAAUUAUCUGCCUCCUUGUGCACCGUCCUCGCGGCUCGCUCUUGCUCAGCUAGGCUGCGCGCGUCCUCGUCCAACUCACGAGCCGCCGGCGCCGAUCCGCUGGACCUGAAGCGCACACGGCGUGGGCGACCCGUCCUAUCUUAUUAUUAUUAUAAUUAUUACUAAAGAGGAAAAAAAUAAAAAUAAAAACUGUAGGUAUCAGAUGUUGUCUGCCAAAUGUUGGAGGGGAGGCAAUAACCACACGCAGUUAUAGAUUUUAGUCUUUAUAAAUAUAUAGUUAUAUCGUUAGUCGAAUUACUGCUUCUCCUCGCCUUCUUCUGUUGUAAUCUAGGUCUAACUCUGACUUAGUUAUUACGUAGGUAGUCUAGCGGUGAACACUAGAUAUACAUAAAUACAUAUUUAAGAUGAUGAUACUGUACGAGGGGCAGCCUCGACCUCCGAGAUUCAUUUCUUUUAUACUUUAUCUAAAUGUAUUUUAAUUCACGAAAUUUCGAACAACUAAACUGGAACAAACAAACAGUACAGUACUCUAAAGUUAUUUAUUACGUACGUAGAGUUAGCAGCUGUGUAUAAUGGCGCGUCGGUCUGUCCUCGAGCCCUGACCAAGCACCCUUCUAGUCGGUGACGGUACUUAGUACUUCGGCCUUAGCACUUAGCGAGUAUUUUUAGCAUUUUAUUGAAAAACUGAUUGAACAUCGGGUAAAAUGCAAGGCGUAUGCGUGUCGUUUGAUAUUGUUACGUUUGGGCCUUGGUUCGCGGCCGCCGGCGCGCUGCGCACACAUUUAUACACUACUCCGUAUCGGAUCCAUCGGUUAAGAUGUUCGUGGGAAUUCGCAGACCCUAGGCAAAAAUGGGGCCCGAUUUGUGGCAUCGUGCGGUCUGGGCGAAUUGCGCACCUUCGCCGCCGUCCGAGCGCAAAUCGCGUCAUUUUUGUGACUUAGAACGAACGAACGAACAUCUCGUCGGCUAAAUUUCCAAGUUUUGACUUGUCGCAGCAUAUUCUAGUCAGCAGAGAAAUAAUGAAAGGUGGCGAUGGUGGUCGCAUCUUGGAAGUGAAGUCGUUGCGGACCGGACGUGCCCUCUCACGAUAGAGUCGUGGUAGUGCGCGUUCCUAUUACUAUGUAAUAUAAUUUACUUAUGUUAUAAUUAAUAUCUAUCUGUGGUUCGUCACGCCCUUGCCCAUCAGACUCCAUACACUUCUAGUUGAUCAAACGAACCGCAAUCAUUUACCAAUCAUUACCUCGUUUGUUUUCGUAGUUGUACACUUAAAGUAAAUUUUAUUGAUAAAGCGAAGGGGUGUUAGUUGAGGCCGAUUCAGGCCGGAAGCAGUAGCAGACCAGAUGUGCAGAUAUUGAUUGAUAUAAGAUAUGAUAAGUCCCGAUUAUGCCGAAUUUUGUCAAACGUGGCAUUUUUAAGUUGAAUGUUGUUAUUUGUAAUUUAUAAUGGUACAAUUAAAUCGUUAUCAUGU